GAACAUAUAUUCAGUAAUGUUGUGUUGUUAUCGUAUCUAGUUGUUUGUUGUAUCGUCUCUUUUUGUCGAUUCUUUAUUAGAAGACAAAUUAUUGAACCAAGGUCCUAAUGACUACUUGCAAGUAGUCAAAAUAUUAAUAAUUUAGAAAAUCAUUUACCAAUUGAUGUAAUUCUGGAGGGUUAAUUUCAUCAUGUAUAAAUAUUCAUCAACCGUCGUAGUAGAUUAUGUUCAUUAAAGAUGUUAACUCUUAGAAAAAUUCUUUUAAUGUAAAAAGUUCUAUAUCGUACUUUCCGGUCUUUAUAAUGAGAUAGUUUUAAAAAGCCCAUCAAAAACUAACAUACUUGUCGAUUGCUUCCAUCUACAGAACAUCACACAGUACACUAAUCUAUAUGUUGAAUCACCUGGAUUAGAAGUUAUACAACAAAUAGUCGAUAAGAUCUUAUCAACAACAGGAACUAAUUUACGUGAUAUAGGAUGUUACUCAAAGGUCAAUUACUCGAAAUCUGACUCUGCUUCUCAUAAUUUACUUAUGUUUUGUAAGAGUAACAGUUAAAUAAAUGUAUUGGAAAAAACUAUUUUUAACUUACAAACAGAGAAUGUAUCUAUACAAAGAAUAUUAACUGUGAUAAUAAUACGUUUGUUCAAUUUAAAAAAAUAUGAUGUCAGGGGAUGAAAAUUAGUGUACUGAAAUAAUUGAAAGACGAAGGUUAUUGUUGACAGCCAUGAACUUCCGUACUAUAGAUUCUAGAGUGUAACUUUAUUUCUCCAUUCAGGUUAUAGACUUAUGGUUUAUAUCUUUAUUGUGUAGAUUUGUUUGUUUAUUAAAUUAUUCUGAAAUGAUACCAGCCGACUCCCAACUACAACUAAUGCGAGAAUCAAUUCUCUCGUACAAUUUCCACCUACUCAAAAAGAAUACACCACUUCAGGAAUAUUUCGAGUAACGGUAUGUUAUGUUUAAGACUAGAACAUAGGGAUUAAUUAAUCCUUGAGUUUUAAUAAGAAUGAAUUAAUGUGACGUAUGCUAGUAGCAUUUUAACCUGAGGACAAUUAAGCGUUGGUAUAUGUAUAAAUCAUUCAGAGAUUGAUAGGGAGCUACUACGUACUGCGUAUCAUUUGUUCACAAAUGCCCUCUUGCUUGAUAGCAUUAAAACCUUAACAUCUCAGGGAAAACAAAAUAUGGCUAAACUUUUAACUUGUAAUUGUACAAUUUCAAAAAUACGCUUUCAUGAUGUCGUAAAAUUCAUCAUUGAUAUUGUUUGUUCUUAUUUUAAAUAUAAUAUUCCUUUUGUUUAAACUAUUCCCACUAUACUAAUAAAGUUACUAGAUAUCAUCAAUCUAAGCUAGAUUAUUGAAUAUGUUCAAUUGCUUAGCCGUUCUUCCUUACAUGUCUUUAUCAUUUUUAUCAUUAUUUUACAACAGAUUUAAUCUCUAGGUUCCUCCCACCUAUUCUUAUUUGGAUAAUCAUAUUUAUAACAAUUUCAACUAUCCCUCUAUCAUUGAUAUAUUGUAUACAAAUUAGGCGUAAGUCAAUGCAAACUGUGCUAUCUAUACCUAUUGAUUUUUUGGAUAAAAAUGCAAAAUCGAAACGUGUUGAUGUUUUCCGUAAAAUGAAUUUACUGUACACAAAGCCAGAACAUAAAUUAUUGUUGCAUCACUCCGGCUCUUCUACAUCGUCGUCGCCACCAUCGUCGUCAUUAUCUUCCCCGUUAUCACCAUGUACAAUAUAUUCUCGAUCUGGUUCUUCUAACAUCAGUAGUGUCGAUACAGAUACAAAACAUAAGAUAAUAGAUAUACUUACGUCAUUUUCACAAAGAUUACUAUGUCAACCAUCCAAAUAUUUUUCACAAAAAUAUAACGUUCUACAAUGUAACGUAAUGCUGUUACGAUGGUUAAAUCAGUAUUUGAAUUCUAGUCCUAAAACAUAUAUACCGAAAUCAUCUUUUACUCUAGAAAAUCUCCUUGGUGAAGGUAAUUAUGGAAUUGUUUAUAAAGGAAAGUUAUCCAUUAAUGCUGACGACGAAAGCAAUUCUAGUGAUACUGAGAUUGCUAUCAAAACGUUGAAAGAUGGAUUUCGAAAUAGGCAAUUAAUUAAUUUAAUUCGAGAAGCGAAAGUUUUAAUUGAGCUAGAACCACAUCCAAAUAUCAUUAAAUUUCAUGGACUAUGCAUAGAUAAUAAUCAUCCAUACAUUCUUCUCGAAUUAGCUGUUCAUGGUAAUUUACGAGAUUUUCUACGAAAUCGUCGACCACCUGGACUCAAUUAUUGGGCAGACGAACGAACAAUCAAUUCAUUAUAUGUAAUUGUGAAAAAUUCAAAUGAUUUCAAAGAAUUUUUAUCUGAUAGUAGAAUUAGACAACAAAGAGUAGAAUUGUUAAAAUUUGCAUUGGAUAUUGCCAAUGCUUUAUUGUAUUUUGAAACAUUAUCUUUGUUUCAUCGAGAUGUUGCAGCAAGAAAUGUUGUUCUUACAGAAGGAUUUGUUGCGAAAUUAUGCGAUUUCGGUUAUGCAUGUACCCAAGAAGAAUCAAAUAAUGGAUACAUGGAAAUGGAUAAAGAUUACUUAGCAGUAAGAUGGAUGGCACCAGAGUGUUUGAUGACAACGAAAUGUUAUACUUCAAAAUGUGAUGUUUGGUCUUAUGGGAUUCUGUUGUGGGAAUUAUUCAGUUUGGGUAAUUCACCAUACCCUGGAUUAGAUAAUGGACAACUAAUCAACUGGUUAAAUAAUGGAAAUCGUAAUCCUAGACCAUACCUAUCCACCAACUCAAUCUACCAGUUGAUGCUAGAGUGCUGGUCACAAGAUCCCGAUAGUCGACCAAGAUUUUAUGACAUUUGUAACCGAAUUGCUGAAAUGAAAUCCAGUUAUGAUGACCCGAAGGAAAACAAUGAUUCAAUGAAGGGAUACGUUGAAUUAAUGUUGGAGCACGAAGAUUACUUGGAACCGCGACAGUAUUUACACUAG
This is a messenger RNA of Schistosoma curassoni, 2954 nucleotides long. NCBI's taxonomy places the organism in Eukaryota, Metazoa, Platyhelminthes, Trematoda, Strigeidida, Schistosomatidae. The record is from the annotation of a GenBank genome assembly.